This is a messenger RNA of Zootermopsis nevadensis, 13636 nucleotides long. The record is from RefSeq and is a predicted model, not a curated record. Lineage: Eukaryota; Metazoa; Arthropoda; Insecta; Blattodea; Termopsidae.
AAGGAACUUUUUAUUGAUGACGUAAUUAACACACUAGGCCGUGUACCAAUGUGUAACGGAUCGUGUGUUCCUGAAGAUGGGAGCCGGUGACUGGGAUAAAAUGUUGCCAGAGCCAGAUCUUCUGGGAAAAUAUUUCCACGAACAGUUUAAAGUUUUUCCAGAUCAUCAAAGAAAAAGAUCAGAUUGGAAAAAAGGAAAGAAUGGAAAAACAACAAAGAACAAGGAGAAACGAAGAGCAAAAAUUGAAUCAUGUGGGGAUGUGACAAAUCUGUCUGGGCCCCCAGAAGUGGAGCUUCCUAGUAAUGCAUCAAGUUUUGCAGUGUUUGCAAGUGUUCGUCUGGCUGUAUUGGAACGCUGGAUGAAGCAGGCCUGUCAGAUUUAUUUGUCAUCGUCAUCUAGUUUUCCACCAAUAGAUGGUAGUAGUGAAAUUGACAGUGAUAGUGAAGAGAAUACUGAUAAAAUUAGAGAAGUACCACCACUUCGAGUACCAAAGAUUGUAGGAGUAGGUCUGCGGAGUGUCUUUGAGCUUAUUCGUGAGAGUCGAUCUUCUCAUCCUCUUUUAUGUACAAAGGCACUUGUAGCACUUCUUGAUGUAGUGCAAGGUCAGCAACCAGAAGGUCUUAAAAAUGAACCAACUGAAGUAACAGAUCCUUUAUUUGACCUUUUACUUGAUCUGGCAACAUCACAUGGGCCAGAGUCAGCUGCUGCCAAUGAUGGAAGUCACCUCACAGCUGUGGGCUGUGCAUGUCUGCUCAGCCUUGUAGUAGUCAGGGGAGACACUGGAAAGUUGCUUAGUGCUACAGCAGCCUUACUCAUGUGCCCUCGAGCACUUGCUUCACAGAACAUACAUAUGCCAGCAGUACUUACAGCUCUGCAAAGAAGUGUGCAUGGUGUGUUGCUUGGGAAGGUAGUCAGACCAGACUGGAUAACUCAUGGUGUACCCAAGAACUCCAGAGUUGACACCUUCCACGUGAAGAUGAGUGGAGAUAUGUAUAAUGCAUCACUGAGUGCCAAAUCUCUAGCAAGUGAUGGACAGUUCCUGUACCUUUACACUUCCAGAGGACUUCUUAAAAUUGGUUCAGGAUAUGGAGGCACAAUUAAAGGACAUGUGUACCUUCACAAAGCUGAAUUCCAUUUUGAUGACAGAGGAUGGUUAGGAUAUGCUAAUGGUUUGUUAUACUUCAAGAACUUAAACAAGAAAGGUUGUGAGUUGUUAGCAGUUGAUAAGGAGUCUUUCAGGGUUUCUGAAGUUGUGAACUUGGAAGGUAAAGACUGGGGAGCAUGUGUAAUGUUCUCAGAUGGAGAGAAUCUUGGGAUGAUCACAUCAGCCAAAGACGAUGGUUUUGUUGUUCGAAUGGUGAAUCCUGCAAGCAGUCCUGUUGUGUCUGUAAAUGAAUUGCCACUGAAAUUGGCAAGGAAAUGUUUGGAUGUUUUUGGAACUGCAUCAUUUGAUGAAGAUGCUAAUAUCCAUACCAUACAUACUGGAUGUGACGAAGAGACUGUUGUUAUAGCAGCAGGAAAGGAUUUUGGGCUUUCAAGGAUAAAUUCAGGAAAGAUUCUCUACUGUGGUAAGUCUUCAAGUUUGGGCAUCAAGCAAGGUGGUUUGAGGAGUGGAAAAUGGGCAGAGCUUCCUGUUACCAAAUCACCCAAGGUAGUUCAUUUUGCCAUUGGACAUGAGGGUCUGCAUGCUAUUCUUCUGGCUGAAGAUGGCACUGUAUUUUUUGCUGGAACAGCUCGAAGAGGAGAAGAUGGAGACCAGAACAAAGCCCGACGUCAACCAAAACCAGUGAAACCAAAGAAGAUGAUUAAAGUUGAUGGACUGAACAUUGUGCAUGCAGCAUGUAACAAUGGUACAACUGCCCUUGUUUCUAAAGAAGGAGAACUUCUUAUGUUUGGAAAAGACACUGCACAUUGUGAUAGCUCUACAGGACUUGUAACUGACUUAAAGGACGUGCAUGUAACGCAAGUUUCACUUGGAAAGGCUCAUACUGUGGCCCUCACCAAUAAAGGACAUGUAUAUACAUUUGGGAUAAACAAUAAGGGGCAGUGUGGCAGAGACUUUGCUGCACAAAUCAAAGAAGUUCCUAUGGUAGUUGCUAUGGAGACUACAGGUGAGGAGGAGGCAGACAAUGAAGAGCUGGAUUGGGAGGAUGCCCAAGAGACAAUGUGUCCUCCAGGGAAACACAAAUGGAAGCAUGACCUCUGCAUGGUGUGUACUGUGUGUCGAGAAUGUACAGGCUAUAGCAUCAGUUGCCUGAGUAGCAUGCGGCCUGACCGGAACCCUGGACAGGAAUGUGGGUGUGGUGAAGGGGAUUCCGGCUGUGCAGAAUGUGGAUGCUGUCGGAUCUGUGCUAGGGAGAAUGUUGACAACUCGGAGCUUGCUAUUUUGGGACCUAGUGGAGCAGGUGAUCUAGCUGGAAUGAUGAGACUAGGUCUUAUCUUUGGAGGUGAUGCUGAAAGACGACAUGGAGCACGCUUACAGGAUCAUUUGCAGCGACGGUUGGAUGAACGAAAGCAGAGGCAGCGAGGUAGAUUAGCUAGUGGGUCAACCAAGCAUUGUCUCAAAAUGAAAGGUGUUAAUACUAGGGCUGGUCCUUCAACUGUUACAGUGGUAACAGCAAAGCCUGUUCCAUCAGUAUUUCGCCCUCCACCACCAGUUAUACCAGCUGCUCAAAGUAUACUAGUUGAGGAGCAAGCUGGGAGUAGUGAUGUGGAGAGAGAUGCCAGUCGUGUAACAUCUCUUCCUCCUGCAAGAGUCCAUUUACCUAUUGAGAGUCCUGUGGUACAAAUUGCCUGUGGUUUACAUCAUACAGUGCUGUUGCUUCAAAGUGGGGAAGUCAUGACUUUUGGCAGUAACACAUAUGGCCAGCUAGGCAUUGGUGAUCUCCUUCCACGUGGGGGCCCCACACUGGUCAAAUUAGCAUGGCAUGCAGUUCAUGUUGCAGCUGGUAGUAAUCAUACUGCUGUACUUAAUAAUAAAGGAGAGGUGUACACAUUUGGAAGUUACCAGAAAGGUCAACUGGGACGUCCAUCUCCUGCCAUAGGACAUGAAUUACCAGUCACCAGCAACAAAAAGGAUGAUUGCUUGUGUCGAGAUGGUCCUUGGUAUUCAUAUCCAGGUCCAGUGCCAAACAUUGGACCAAGGCAUGGGCGAAGGGCCACUUGGGUUGGGGCAUCUGGUGAUCAGACAUAUCUUAAAAUAGAUGAAAGUCUGAUUAAUUCUUUGAGUUUGACGAGGUCUACAGUAAUGGCCAAUAAAACCAGCAUUAUUUUGCUGCCUGCACAGAAUGAUCAUGCAAAUUCUUUCAAGUGCUUGGCUAUUAACAAACGUGAUGGCAACUGUAGUAGUUUUAGUGGAGUUGACCAGGUGGAUUUUUCAAACACGGCCACUUGUCUUGAUCCACUGUAUAAUGUAUUGUGGAGCUAUCACCCUGGGACCCAUGAUGUAACGUGCUACAAUGUGGUUGCUUGUGAGUCCAGAGCCACUGCAUUUCUUCCUCCAUCAAUUCUCAGUCCAGAGCUUGCUCUGCCUGUAGUAGCAUCUUGCUUUGUCACUCGAUCUCAGGCAGCUCUGCACCUCCUUAGUUGUCUCGACACUCUGACUCAUGCACAAGAUCAGCAUUUUACUGUCAGGGAAGACAGUGAAGACAAUCAGGCUGGCUGUGGCAAAGUAUACAGCAGGGAGGACUUUUCAGCUGUCACUCGCUUUGAAAGUCAUGGAGGAGGAUGGGGCUAUUCUGGACAUUCCAUCGAAGCAGUCAGAUUUAUGGCAGAUACUGACAUCCUUCUUGGAGGUUUUGGCCUUUUUGGAGGUCGUGGUGAAUACACAGGGAAAAUUAAGUUGUUUGACAUCGGUGUUGAUGGCGGAGAGCAGGAAACUGAUGGAGAGAUGUUGGCAGAGACUGAGGAAGUGCCAUAUGAGUGUGGGCCUCGUCAGAAGUAUCCCAUGCUAUUUGAGGAACCUGUACCUUUACAGGCAAACAGAUGGUAUGUUGCUUGGGCUAGAGUCAGUGGUCCAUCUAGUGACUGCGGCUCCAGUGGACAGGGAAUGGUUACUACUGAAGACCAAGUUGUAUUCUACUUCAAGUCCUCCAAGAAGUCAAACAAUGGAACUGAUGUCAAUGCUGGCCAGAUUCCUCAAUUAUUGUACAGAGUGGUAACACCUGAAAACCGGACACCUAACAGACAAACUGAACACUCAGAACCAGUGUAUGUCCUGAGCCGUGAAUUUUCACGAGCUGUCAGUAAAGAAUGUUUCCAGUCAUUGCUAGCUCUGCUGCAGUGGAGUUGGAACACUUUCAAGGCCGGGUUGGUUGACAUUUCCCACAUAAGCAGUUCAACAUCAGGUCACCUAGCUGCCCUUUUAGACCUUGAAAGGCUUGUGUAUAUUAGUCAAGCAAGUCUGAGACUGCUGCGUACCUAUACUAAUGAGAUAUACCCUAACCAAGUUGGUUCCAAGAAAAUACCAGCUGAGUCUGUACGCUUGGCUGAGUGUGUGGGAGAUGUAAGAGCUCUACUCCGUCAAAUCCUCUCAGACUCUAUUCCUAGUACCAGUGUUACACGUAAAAGUGGAAAGAACCGUUCAUUAAAAAGUUCAACUCCCUAUAAUAAAAUGACAGCAAGUAUCCUCAAAGAGUGUCAUGAGACAUUUGUGUCAUGCUUUCAUGCCUUCUAUCCAACAGCCUUUUUAAAAUGGACUUGCUUGUGUGAUCUGCUAGCAUUAAUGGAUAAAGGUGAUGAUGGAAUGCAAGGAAACUGUGACAGGCUGCUGAGUGCAGUGUUGGCCUCUCUUUGCAGUCCAACUGUACGUCUCCGUUCUACAUUCCCUAUUCUUAACAGUGUCUUGGACACUUCAGACUCAUCUCUUAAGAGACAGUUGAGCCCUUCGGACAAUACAGGGUUGCCUAUGAUGCCAUGUGUUGAUGGACAUCAUUAUCCUAUUCUUGUAGAACAGAUGAGCUACAGAAGUCAGUUGGAGGGUAGUGGGAUGAUAGGGAACUGGUUGUUUCAAGAAGUAUUGGAAAGAUUGCUGGAUUUGGUGACUGUUCCAGUAAAACAAUCAUUGUGCCAAGAGAAAACAAUACAUUCAAGUGAACUGGUUCAGAAUUGUUGUCAUUUGCUUGCCAGAGUAGUUGCUGAAUUGGCCUCUCAGUCAAGUGGAACUGAUGAGGACCUACAAGGAGCCUGUGGACGUGUUCUUCACACAACUCCAUCUCGUUUCACACGGACUAAUCAGAGUCGUACUUGGAACACUGGAAAUGGCUCUCCUGAUGCCAUUUGUUUCUCUGUUGACCGAUCUGGCAUUGUGAUAGCAGGAGUUUGUGUUUAUGGGGGAGUUGGAACAUAUGAAUAUGAACUUGAGCUUCUUGAUGAUCAAAAUAACAGUGGCAAUGAUCCAUCACACACUCAGCGCUGGAAUAGCUUAGAAAUGGCACGAGGAACAUUUGGUCCAGAUGACUGUGUAGCUGAUGUAGCAGAAGUUAAAUUUGAUAGACCAGUACCCAUCAAAGAGAAUGUUAAGUAUGCUGUCCGUUUGAGGAAUCAUGGUGGUCGUACUAGUAAUGGAGACGGAGGACUGAGUUCUGUGAAGGGACCAGAUGGUACUACAUUUGCUUUCUCAACCUGUUCUCUGAGUUUCAAUGGAACCACACAAACCAGAGGACAGAUACCACAGAUUCUUUACUACAGCAAUCCUCAGGAUUCAGAAAGUCAGCAAACUAGCAAAGCAUGGGCAGAACUUCAGGCUUGCAAGUGUACACUGUCUAUGACAUCAGCUAUCGUUCAGCGUUGCAAUGAUUUGAUGGCUUUGGCAAGGGAACGUGCAGAAGAUCAGAUAGCCACAGAAGUGCUGGGCAGUGCUUGCAUCCUUACAACACUUUUACCUCUCAUACUAGCACACAUUAGUCCAUUAGCAACAUUAGACCCAAGGAGUGGUGUGCAGGUACUGAAUCUUAUCCAGGAACUGCUUCCUCACGUGGCAGCAUUGAACUUGCUUAAUAGCAAUAUGCAUCAGUCUACAGGAUCUCUGGACAGUGUUGGAGGUCAGGAUUCUCAAGGCUACUUUCAGCCUUCUGCCAUGUGUACCACAUCACACCACUAUGCGUGGGUGGAGAGUGAUCAUCCUUACAAGCCUGCUACUGUCUCAAACUAUAGGGUUUCAUUUCCGGAGAGUGUGAAGUGGCUUUGUAUCGAGUUUGACCCCCAGUGUGGUACAGCACAAGCAGAGGAUUCUUUACAACUGUAUAUACCAAGUCUCCCCUCCAAUCUAGUUGCUAAACAAACUGUAGAGGACUGUGAUGUUGAAUCUUCCCCUGUUCCGUACUGGCCAGUAUUACAGAAAUUCAAUAGAGGGAGCAAUAAUUGGCCUCAGAUGGCAGUUGUUCUACCAGGAAAUGAAGUGAUAUUCUCUCUGGAAACUGCGUCAGACUAUGUGAAAGAUGAGAAGGCUUGUUCCUAUGGAUUCCGAUGUCUGGUUGUUGGAUAUGAGUGGCAUUCUAACCCAGGGGAAGGAUUGAAGCACCUUGAAACUGAAUUGUCCUUUCUGGGUGGAAUGUGUGCAGCAUCACUCAUGAAGAAAGAUCUUCUUUUGCCACCAGUAUCAGUGGAAGAGAUGGAUGAGGAUAUGGACAUGGUCGAAGAACUGGCACAACAUGUGUAUAGAAGUCAUUCAGCUUUACUCUCCAAGGGAUUUGCAUUGGCUAAUCCUCCUACAAUCACCCAGGCAUUGGAGGGAAUCCUGCCAUUUAGUUGCCACUCCAAUGAGCGACUGUUCUUGAAAGACUUUGUACACUGUGUCCCGGGGACAAGCGGUGGACGACUGUCUCGAUGGUUACAGCCAGACUCGUACGUUGAUCCGGCACACUGUGAGGUGCUAUACAGCAGGGAUGAUAUGCGAUGUGGUUGGCCUGCUAUUGUUACUGUUGUUACCAAAGACCAGUAUGGAGAUAUUGUCCAUGUUCCCAACCUGAAGAUUGAAGUAAAGGCAGUUCCUAUUGACAAGAAAGAGAUUGGUGAUUCUGACCAGGGUCGUAAGAUGCGUCGGGUGAGCCAACCAGAUGCUUUGACUUUUGGGGGGCACGCACAUCCUUCUUUGGACACACCAUAUGAGGUUACUGUCAAAGACAAGAUGUGUUACUAUGCUAUCACCAUUAUGAAGGCUUAUGAGAACUACUCUUUUGAGGAGUUGCGAUUUACAUCUCCUGCAAUUAAACGUUCAAGUGAGAACAUGCUGGUACGUCCAAACUCUGAUGGAACGUAUAGUGCGACAUGGACACCAGGAAGUGUUGGCUGGUAUUCUGUGCUUGUUACCAUUGAUGGUUACGACAUGGAAGAGGCAUACAAAGUAGAAGUGAAAGAGCCACCACAAGGAAUGACACCUCCUACACAGAGUGUUGUGAAGAAAGCUCCCCAUCAGCCCAGUCGUCUGCGAAAAUUUGUAGCAAAAAAUAGUGCAGGACUUAGAAUUAGAGCCCAUCCUUCUCUGCAGAGUGAGCAGAUAGGAAUUGUUCAUGUUAAUGGCACUAUUGCUUUCAUAGAUGAGAUCCACAAUGAUGAUGGGGUGUGGUUGCGUCUGAGCCAGGAUACAAUUCAUCAGUACUGCAGCAACGGCCAUGGCGAGGCAUGGUGCCUGCAGUAUAACCAACACCUUGGUAAAACCCUGUUGCUCCCAGUGGAGGAACCAAAGUCCAUUCUUGACCAGGUCAUCAAGGAAACCAUUAUGAGGAAACUGCCAGAAGUUUCUAACAAGAAUGGGCGAGCAAAGAGUUCCACUGUGUGUGGCCCUGGUGAAUAUCAAGUGAUAAAGUGUGGGGCAUCAGGCCACAACGUUCGUAGUCGCCCUAAUCUCAAGGCUUCACCUGUUGGCAUGUUGGUUCUUGGAAAUCAUGUGACAGUUGUGGAUCAUGUGGUUAAUGGAGAAGGAACGUGGGUGCAGCUGGACAAGGACACUAUGAGAAAGUUCUGCUUUAACACGGAGGGUGAGGCUUGGUCUUUGGCCCUUAGCCGGAGUGAUGUGGUUUACUUGAGAAAGGAUGGUGUUGUGGAUGAAGAGUUUACAGUGGAAGAUGGGACUCAUAUAGAUGAAAAUAGGUUUUCGCCGCACAAAAGAGGAUUUGAUUUCUCCAGCAAUACAAAUGCUACAGCAUUUGCUUCAGCAGAUGGCACAGGUUUCAAUUUUGGGUCUGUCAUGCCUUUCAAUAAGGAUACUCCACAGUUGGGAUCAGCAGGCAGUAGCAACAUUAACCCUUUUGUGUUUGGAGCAUUUGCACAAGAGAACAAAUUGGGAGCAGCUACUAAAGACAUCCAUGACAUCCUUCAUGUUCCUGAUGGGAAGUGUGAUAAGCCUGAACUGUCUCCAAAACCCAGUCUUCCACAGUCAAGAGAGAGAAAUCGAGACCGAGAAAAGGAGAAAGACAGAGAAAGUGGGAAAUUUUCUGCGUUACAGAAGUGGUUGAAAGGUGAAGAGGGGCGACAUAGCUCAGAGAGGCGAGGAUCUUCUGGAAGAGAUCUACCUCCAGAGUUAGUUGGUGUAUCAGUAAAAGAUCUAGUGAAAGCAAUUGGAGAGAGUCGAGCUAAUGGAAAUGGAGUUACUCCACCUGGGACUCCAAGGCGUACGUCUCGUAGCUCAAGUCCUAAGGCCUGCCCAGGAGGAGGAUUGUCUCCACGACUCAGUCGCAGCUCUAGUCCUGUAUCAAUUCCAGCUCCACUGGGCAGACAAACUUGUGCAGGCACUGCUCACUCCCUUAACGUUCCAGCAGGCAGUGUCCCUAAUGUAGCAGGUGGCAGACCUGUGGUAGGCUUGCUACAUGAUAGUGCUAGCAGCAGCCCUCAAGCCUACGGCUCCCCUCGUAGCAUUGGUCUCUCACCACUAGUAUCAGGUGCCAUGGUAGACUCGCAGCACAGUGCUGUGUCUCAUCGGCGUGGCUCUACACAAAGUGAUACAAGUGCUCUAGUGAGUAGCCUUACUCAUGACUUGUCCCAGUCUCCCAGUGGAUGUACAACAACAGCCAACACUCGUGAUCUAUCACCAAGUCCUAGCAGCAGUUCCCUACAGAUGCGCUCAGACGGGAGUCCAAACAGCACACCUGGCACACCUAGAAAGAAUGAGCAAGAAACAUUGGGGUACAGUCCCAGGGCAGUGACUCAGACUGGGACCCAAACAAGUCCUGAGAGUGUUGCAGCCAGCAUGAAGGGCCACUUUAGCAUUGGGGCUAGUGGAAACAAGGAAGAGCGACUGUCUCCAAAGCUGGGGCGCAAAGAUCGAAGUGGCACAGGCAGUAAGGCACGCAGUAGCAAACGAGCUAUGUCACCUGCACCAACACAACAGUCCAGCUCCAACCGUGAUCACAACAUCACUCUUACAAAAGAGCCAGUGAAGGAAGCUGUAAGCCCAUCUAUUGCUGAGAGUUUGAGAGCCAUUUUUGCAGCAUUUCUAUGGCAUGAAGGAGUCGUACAUGAUGCCAUGGCAUGUGCGUCUUUUCUCAAGUUCCAUCCCAGCUUGCCAAAACAGGGAGCUCUUGUUGUGACUCGCCAGCCUGUAGGAGGUGCAGGGGGUGGAGGAGUUGCAGAAAGGAGGAGAUCUGAACUUACAAAAGAACAACGAGCACGCCAGCGGCACUCAGUUGAAGUUAGUACAGCAGGAAAUUACCUUCAUAUUCAGCCAUCAACACUAGAAACCCUGACAAGAUCAGCAGCAAAUGCUAAUGCAAACCGAAACAGAGCCAAGAAGCAGCAUGGAGAGGCUGUGAUUAAGGAAGAGAGCGGUGGCAGCAGUGGUGGUGGUAGUGCUGCGGCAGCAGGAGAUGUUGUUGACAAAUUGGCUUCUCUUCCUGAAACUUCUUUUCACACAGUGGCAGUACUACCUCCAGCUCUCAAGUCCCUGGUAUACUUGUGGGAGGAGUUGAGUACCAACUGCCUGCAAGCCAUCAUGCAGCAAGUUGUUCUGCCCAGUCCCACAAUGCCAGCCAGACCUACUAAGAAGUCUCUUAGUGCAGACAAGAUGGUUAGUGCCAUGGGCAGUAAGGGUUUACAAGACAGUAAGGAGCAGCGGGGGGCCAAUGAGAGGGAAAUUAGUAGUAAGAAAGCUGGUCGCAAGAAGAAAGAAUGGAAACCCAUGGGACGGGUCAACCUGCUAGGGGAAGUAGCUGGUGGGCUAGCAGGUGGUGCAGCAAUGUUAGGAGCAGGAGUGGGGGGAAUAGAGAGAGAAACAGUGUGUGAAUUGUGUGGAAAUAUGUACCCACACCCUGUCACGUACCACAUGCGACAGGUUCAUCCCGGUUGCGGAGGUCAUGCGGGAGGAAAGGGCUACAACAGUGGGGGAAACUUUUGUGUGGGUUGGGCUGGGAACUGUGGAGAUGGAGGUGUUGGGGGAAGUUCCUGGUAUCUUGUGUGUGACACAUGCAGAGAAAAAUACCUCCGAUCCAAGAAGCAGAGUGGCUUGCCUGGUAAAGAUAAGUCUGGCAGCAGCAAGAAGAGCAGCCUAGGGAGAAAGAAGUCAGCAGGUCCUGGUUCAUCUUCCAAGUUGCUAUCUCCUACUGCCAGCUCAGCUCCAUUAGAGACACACAUAAUCAUGAGAAACAAUGCUAUGUUUCUGCUUGACCUUGCUAGUGCUGCAGGUUCAGUCUUUCCUUCUCACCAGCACAGGCGAAUCUCAGUCAACAACAUGCCAUCAGUUUCAGAAAACUACAGUCCACCAGAUCCCCCUGGACCAUUUUCACCAGCAGGCCCAUUUCAGUGUCUGCAGGCACUUGGCAUUCACCCGUCACAGCAAAUACAUGAAGACCAACAGUUCUUGGAGGAAACAUUCAGGAGGCAGACAAUACAACAGAGUUUGGUGGAAGCAGCUUUCAGUGGGAAUCUUCAUCUUGGUGCUCCAUUAGGAUUACGGCCAUUGUCAGAGGGCCCUCUGAGUGAUAAUGAGAGUGAAGGAAGCAAAGGACGUACAUUUCAUCGUUCAGUCUCAAUGGGUACAAAUGGUGCCCCAUGGAGCAGAAGAGAGGGUGAUGGACGUGUCAUCAUGAUGCGAAAACGAAACAACAGCAGUGGAGAGAUGGCCAGCGAUGGUGGCUCUUCACUUCUCUGUUACCCAUCAGCUGCCCUUCAGAAGUUAGUUCCAUGCAUGGACCAGUCUGCUAUUGUGUCAGAACAUUUUAAGGGCUGCAUGUUGGACAUUCUGAAUCGCCCAGUCAUGAGUUUCCUGUUGCAGCAGCAUAACUUGGAAGCUUUGCAGCUGGCCAUGAGACAAGCUUUGCGGAAAGCCACAUGUCGAGUCUAUGCAAUGCAGGCUUUGAAUUGGCUUCUUAGAAGUGUCACUCAACCUACAUGCCUUCAUGAUCUGCUGUGGUGGUUUGUAGCUGCCCUCAUGCCAGCUCCUCCUGACCCUGAUGCUGAGGGUGAGGAAGACAACAGCAGAACUGAUAAGAAGGAUGAGCAUGAUUUGCAUGGUGUGUGUGAGCACCCGCUGAGUGACAUUAGUAUUGCUGGGGAAGCAGUUCAUCCUCUCCCCUCCACAUUCCACACUCUGCUACAAACAAUAGCAGACCUCAUGCUGUUGCUUCCUAUGGGCUCAGCACUUCAGCAGAUGGCCAUUAGAUGUUGGGGACUUCGCUUCACACAGUCUGACCACAUGUUCCUACACAGGAGUCAUGUAUUCAGCAAUAUAAGCAAAAUUCUCUCUCGUUCAGAGGAAGAGCAAGAUGAUAUCAGUAUGAGCAUGCAUGAGAGUCAUCAGUCCACAUAUUCUCAGGUUACAAGCUGUGUAGAGACAUUAAAGGACCUGACUGCCAAUGUAGAAAUCAAAGCAUCAAGCAGACAAGCAAUGGUUGGCAGCCUCACAGACAGUUCUACUGAAACUUUCUGGGAGUCAGGAGAUGAGGACAGAAACAAGACUAAAACAAUAACCAUAGUAUGUGCUUCCCAGUCAUUCCCAAGAAUGAUAUACAUUCACAUUGAUAACUGUAGGGAUCUGGCAAACAAAGUGUCAAGUGUCACUUUCCAGUCUGGUCCUAAUGUAGAUGAACUCUACAAGCUGCGCCAAGUUGAAGUUGAAAACCGUUCCACUGGCUGGGUGAGCUGUCCAGUUCUGGAUGCUCGUCAUACAGUGGUUCGCUUGGAGCUAAAAGGACCUGACAAUUCACUACGUCUUCGCCAGAUACGUGUUCUGGGAGAGAUAGAAGGUGAGAGCCUGAAGCUUGGUCGUCAGCAUAGUGCACAAACCAUACAACAGCGCAACUGUGAGACAGAAACAUUAAGGGUCUUCAGAUUGAUAACCUCACAGGUGUUUGGAAAGUUAAUCCUUGGAGAGCAGCCUUUGGAUGCUGAAGGGGAAGAGGGGAAAGGUGAAGGUGAAGAAAGCAAUGAUUUAAAGGAGCACAUGGUUGGGAUUCUUUUUAGUCGGAGUAAGUUAACACAUUUGCAAAAACAGGUUUGCAUGCACAUUGUGCAAGCCAUUCGAAAAGAGGCAACUCGAGUUCGUGAAGAAUGGGAAUCCCUUCUCUGUUCAGCACAUACAGCACCAUCUGGAGGCAGUUUCAGCAGUGGCCACAGUCUAGAGGCACCAAAAUCUGCUGACACAUAUUGCUUUGAAAUGUUGUCUAUGGUUCUCGCACUUAGUGGAAGCAGUGUGGGUCAAGCGUAUCUUUCACACCAGUAUGGCUUGUUACGUGACCUUCUUAGUCUACUCCACACUGGGUCAGCUAGGGUUCAGAGGCAGGUGACCUCUUUACUGCGACGUAUGUUACCAGAGAUAUCUCCUGCAAUAUUGGGCAAUGUUAUGAGCAUUGACAGACUUCCACCAACUGAUUUCAGUAUUGUAUCGGCUGCCAACAAGGCUCCAUUGGAACCAGAGCCUCAGUUUGACAUUCACAGGCUUGGUAUUUUAGAUGUAUUCUUGAGUUGUGUUGCCAAAGCUCUUACAGUUCAGGUGAAAGUAAAGGGGAAAGAUGCCUCUGGAGGGAAAGGCCUGACUACGGUGACCUUGGCAACGUCAAUUCAUCCUCGAGAUUUUGUUGGCUCACGCUGGUGGUUGCGAGGGUGUAUUACUCGUAAAUUGGCUGAGGUUAUUAUUCAACUUAUGAAGGAUAUGGCAGCGGGCAAACUGUCAGAAGCCUGGGCAAAUGUGACAAAGAGUGCAGUAGCUGAAAACAUCCUGAAUCUGACAAAACUGGAGGAUUUACAUCGCACGCCAUCUGACUGCUUACGCACUCCUACACUAUGGCUGGCUCUUGCCUCCUUGUGUGUUCUAGACAGUGAACAUGUGGAGCGACUUUCAUCAGGACAGUGGAGUGGGGCUGCCGAUGGACAACCUCCUCCUCCAAGGCCAACAUGCAGUAACCAUGAUGAUGGAGAAACAGGAGCAAUCAUACAAUGCAAUGUAUGUGGGAAUUUGUGUGCUGACUGUGACCGGUUUCUGCAUUUACAUCGCCGCACUCGCCUGCACCAGAGACAGGUAUGCAAAGAAGAGGAGGAGGCAAUCAAGGUGGACUUGCAUGAGGGGUGUGGUCGUACCAAAUUGUUUUGGGUGAUGGCAUUGGCUGAUUCAUGCACAUUAAAGGCAAUGGUGGAGUUUCGAGAGGGAACCCGAAGCAAACCAGCUGGCGUGGCAUCUGGUGUCUGCCGGUUCUGUGGAACUACUGGAAAU